This is a messenger RNA of Lagopus leucura (white-tailed ptarmigan), 3902 nucleotides long. RefSeq names its product syntaxin binding protein 6 (gene STXBP6). Gene Ontology annotation, cellular component: exocyst; plasma membrane. The transcript has 7 exons. Bases 1057 to 1689 code for a protein of 210 amino acids. Gene Ontology annotation, biological process: regulation of SNARE complex assembly; Golgi to plasma membrane transport; exocytosis. Gene Ontology annotation, molecular function: phosphatidylinositol-4,5-bisphosphate binding. The record is from RefSeq and is a predicted model, not a curated record. NCBI's taxonomy places the organism in Eukaryota, Metazoa, Chordata, Aves, Galliformes, Phasianidae.
CCGCCGCUGCUGGGGCUCCGUGCGGUACGGCUCGGCGCUCACGGAGCUCACUGCUGGACGCUCAACGGCGCCCGCGCCGCUGCAACGAGUAGAGGAGAGAGAUCCCGCCUGCAGGAAGAUGGCAGCAGAGGGACCCUCCAACAAAUGGCAUCUGAUCUGGAAGCACAUAUGAAGCAAAGAUGUGUCAUUCCUCCAUGUGAAAGAAAUGGCACCCACUGACAUUCAUCAACACUUGCUGAAUGUUUAUGGGAGUAAAACUGUGCAUGCGAGAAUGGUAAGGUGGUAGGUGGUGCAUUUUAGCAGUGGAAAGAGGAAUGUGAAACAUGAGUCAUGUUUUGGAUGGCCAUGCACAGGUAUCACACUGUAGAAUGAAGAGCGUCUCAAUAAGUUCACGUGCAUGAAUCAGCAGAUCAUGACCAGGGAACUGUGUAUAAAGCUGAAUAUUGUUUUUGAUGCAUUGGAAACAAUGGUAGCAUUAUUGGAAUAUUGCAGAAUUUGUGCCAAGUGUACCCUAUAAAUGAUCACAGCAGGAUAAACGCAGUAUGCAAGCUUGUCAGGACCUAUUGAACCAAUAUGAGGCUGAAGGUGAAUAUUUUCUGUAUCAUAUCAUUACUGAUGACAAGAUGCAGUGUCUCUAACUGUGUGUUAGAGGCAAAAUGAUAGUACAUGGAGUGGCAAGAUGUGAAUUCUCCAUUGAGGAGAAAGAUCAAGAUGUGGCUGUUGCUGUGCAAAAUGAUGUGCACUGUCUUUUGGAAUAGAGAAGGUGAUCCUUCAGGGUUUCCUGGAACCCAAACAAACCAUCAACGCUGACUGGGACAUCAUGGCUCGGACUAAAAAAAGGCUACAACUUCCAGAGUCAAGUCAGCAAAGACUGCCCUUCUCUUUCAACAGGUCCAGUGCCAAUUUGAAUUCUGUGGAGCACAUUGCCAAUCUUGGCAGGAUUGUCCUACCACGCCUAUUGUAUAGUCUGGAUUUGGCAUUUUCUGACUGAUAUCUUUUUGGGCUGAUGAAAGAUGGACUGCAUGGUGAGUGUCAGUCUGCUAUAUCUGAUCUACAAUGAAUGCCAAAUCUGCAAUCAACAAAGAAAUUUUUGCCCCACAUGAUGAAAGGAUGCUGGGAGCUGUCCAAGUUAAAAGAAGAACGAAAAAAAAGAUUCCUUUCCUUGCUACUGGGGGUCAGGGUGAAUAUUUAACAUACAUCUGCCUGUCAGUGACAAACAAAAAACCAGCUCAAGCAACUAUUACAAAGGUCAAGCAAUUUGAAGGGUCUACAUCGUUUGUUAGGAGAACACAGUGGAUGCUUGAGCAGCUUCGCCAGGUCAACGGUAUUGAUCCUAAUCAGGAUUCGCCAGAAUUUGAUUUAGUAUUUGAAAAUGCUUUUGACCAAUGGGUAGCAAGCACUGCUUCAGAAAAAUGCACAUUCUUUCAGAUUCUUCAUCACACAUGUCAGCGAUAUCUUACAGACAAGAAGCCAGAAUUUAUCAACUGCCAGUCUAAAAUUAUUGGAGGAAACAGCAUACUCCAUUCAGCUGCGGACAGUGUGACAAGUGCAGUACAGAAGGCAAGUCAGGCUUUGAAUGAGCGUGGUGAAAGGCUAGGUCGAGCAGAAGAAAAGACGGAGGAACUGAAAAACAGUGCUCAGCAGUUUGCAGAAACUGCACACAAGCUUGCAAUGAAGCACAAAUGCUGAGAUACUGCCCAAAGUUGAAAUAUUCUCGAAAGAAACUGAAAAGCCUAGGUUGAGCAGUUUUUACAGGAGAUGAAGACUUGUGUGUGUUUUUUUUUCAUUCCAGUUCAGUGGAGAUGCAUUCUUUCAGCUUCCGUGCAGGAAAAGAUGUUGCUUUUCUACCUUUUUGACUUACAUUUUGUUCCUCUUUUGUAAUACUGCAACACAAUCUUGCAGUACUUUGUACCUCUAUUUCUGUUUAUUACAGGAGCUAAAGUGAACAAGGGAGCUGGACCAAAUGACAAAGUUGAUCCGAAUUAAAAUAGUAAUAUUCUUUGCCAGUACUCCUCCCUGGUAUUGCAUAGAAGAGUAUUUUAAUUAAGUGCAGACAUACAUGCAGAAAUAAAAUCCAAAGAAGGGAUACACGUUUCUUGAAUUUAUGUAGCAUCAGCAGAAUAUGAGUGUUGGAAUUAAACACAUGAGGAUUUAACUGUGGUGGAGAAUACUGCCUUGGGAAACAGAAAACUUGUUUAGCCUACCCAGUGUAGAAAGUUUUGCAUGUACCAACACCAGCAUUCUGAAGGGCAUAUCUGAAUUUCACAGGGGAAUCUGUUUCCAGUGCUGCAUUUUGAAUAUUUCUAUUUUAACUUCCAGAUGGAUUGUUUGAAGAGAAAAAUGAAAGAAACAUACAGUGAAUGUAUGUGUGAUGUUUCAAAACUGAGGAAAAAGAAAAUGAUAAAUCUAUAUAUAUAGCUGUGCCUCAGAAAUAAACCAGUGUCUAGCAAUCUGGUGUAAAGUAACAUCUCAUAUUAUUUUUUAGCAGAAGCUUCAGUCUUCAUCUUCUGGAGAUGCAUGCACUUUAAAAGCAAUGCACUUCAGAAACAUUUGUCCUCAUCUUACUGGAGAGCCAGAGAACUGGCAUUAAAUGAAUGCACUUUGGUUUUCACUUUCAGUGUAGAAUAAGAUAUUUCCAUUGUUAAUGACACUUUAAACAAUCUGAAGCCCUCCAAGCAGUGCUAGACAAAAGAUAAAAUCUUCUGUCACAAUUAAGAUACUUCAAUUACCACAAGCUGAUGUAACUGAAGUUCUGGCUUGGAAAUACUCAUGUUGUAAAAAGAUGUUUGUCUUUAGAAAAACUUUAAGACAUUACAUUCUUAUGGCUACAUUCAAAAUGUGCAUCUAUUUUUUAAAUAAUUAAGCUGUUUUAAUGAUGCUUAUCAUUUAACCCAACACUGAAAACUGACAGAAGGUGUAUUUUUUGUCAUCUAUGUAGUACCAUACAAUCAUUUAUACAGAUUUAGCAUCAUUAAAUUGAUAAGAAUUUUCUAAAUUCAGAUAGAAAUAUAAUAGAUUUUCAGACUUUUACAUGAAUUUCUGCUGAAGAGGUGAAGGUCACAGUUGCACUGCUAAGUUCCAGAUCUUUUGUGAGUUCAACUGCUCUAAAACACUGCUUUAAUCCCAAUGGCAGUUCUUCAGGAUUUUUUUGUAUAUCCUCCAGUUAAUAGUAUUGUGUUAUGUAUCAUAACUCAGGACUUUUAUUCAGCCAUAAAAAGCCAUUUACUAUCAAAAUUCUGAGUAACUUAGUGUUACUAAAUGAAGGAAAAGGGGGUUAUUUAUGUAUUCACCUUCUUCUUGCUGUUCAUUUAACUACUAAAUUUGGUAGUUUGUAGAAAAAGAAAAAGAAAAAAAAAAAAAAAAGAGGUGUAUAAAUGUCCAUACAGAGAUAAAUCUUAUAGCAUUGCAAUUUCCUCCUGGAAAUCAGUUUGUAGCAUAUACAACAUAGUAUUAUUAGAUAGUGAUGUACAUAACGUAUACUAUAAUUCAGGUUAGUGUUUCACAUGAAAGAAUGUAUUUGUAAAUUGUAACAACAUCAAUAGUUUAUCUUUUUAAAGUUCUGCAAGGAAAAAAAUAAUGCAUUGUUAGACUUGAAACUACUGUGCUGCAAAUUCUGUCUUAAAAGGCUAUUUUUGAGUCAAGAGUAGUUGUGCAUUAUGUGAAAUAUUAACAAAAAAUUGUUCCUAAAUUGUUGGUAGGUUUUGCUAUGAUUUACCAAAAUUGUAAUAGUUGCUGGUAUCUAUGUAACCAAUUCCUCAAAAGUUCUCAGAGAUGUAGAAAUUUUGUGCCAUUCUGGGAAAACAAAAAGUGGGACCUGCUCUCUUGUGUGAUUACUGGAAAUCCUAUUUUUUUUUUUUUUUAAUUUUUUGUCAUUAAAUACUUCAAAUGUGGUCAAAACAAAA